AUGAAGCCGUCGGUGGUAGCCGCGUUGCUUUUCACUUUUCUCUCUCUUCACUCGGCAGAUCGGACGCUCGGCGCGCUUGGAAAAUCACGCAUCGAUCGCGAGCCCCUGCCGGCUAAAUUGUACGAUCCCGACUCGUUCGACAAUCUGAGCGACGAUGCCUGGGUCGGACGAAGUUUGUUCUACGCUUACAGAGACGUGGACAAGAAUUUCGAAGAGGCUGCAGCAGGACGACGCUUCCUCAUGCUCGUGCCGGACCUGUUCAAUCAAACGGACCACUGGUCGUGCCCACUGCUGAAAGACUAUCAGAAGCUGCCCAGCGAGACGAAUCAAAAAAAGCUCGACUUUACCCUGCUGUCGCCGUACAGCAAAAAUCUCGUGGUUUACGGCUCGAUCGAGGCCGCGGCGGACCUCGACAACAAGCGCAUUCGCCUGGCGAGGGUUCAGCUGGCCGAUUGCGGCGCCCGAGUCACCGAGAUGACUCUCGACGCGCGCGACGACGCGAUCUCGUUGCUCAACGUUCUGCCCUACGUCGACGGCACCUACGACUUCGUCUACGUGGUCGGACCGGCCAACAGCCGGACCGUGAGGACGACCUACGAUCCACAGGGCAGACGAGUCCAGCGCACCGACUCGUGGUUCCCCGUGGCGCCCGACACCGAGGAGCUGUCGGUGGUGCCGCUGCGGCGAGGCACCCGCGAUUCCGGACACUUGCUCAUCGAGAAGACCGACAAAUCGCUCUGCGUGACUUUGAUCGAUAAAUACGGAAAAGCCACAUUGCUGAAAAAUCACAAAUACAUCCCUAAACUACCUCCCAAGGAAGCAAUGGACGUCCGAUACUUGCGCCGAAGCCACGGAUAUCAAUUCGAUUAUUCGCUCGAGCACGACACCGUAGGUCUGUGCUUCCAAGGCGGACGAAGCGUCACCUGUUCCCAGUUCGACUUUGCGGGCAACAUGAAGCUGGAAAAGUCCAUGAAGCUCGAUCGAGACCUGCUGGAGCUGGCCCUGCACAACGAGCCGGCCAAUCGUGGCGGAUUCCUGCUCAUGCUGACCCUCGAGGAGGACGAGGGUCUGCGAAACGUGGACAAGCGUCGCUUCGUCGACGGCGCCGAGCGGACCUUCGCCCCGAUCGCCCGCGAAAAGGAUCGCAGAAUUUUCCGAAUCGACGAGCGCGGCAGGAUUCUGGGCUCGAUGGACAUCUACAAGUUCGGCUGCGAGCUCGAGCCGAAGAUCAUGAAGCCGAGAUUCUUCGACCUGGGCGGCGGCAACUACUGCCUGGCCAUGAUCUGCUGGGACUCGACGACUCUCAGGCAUGCAGCCAUGGGAGUGGCGAAGAAUUGUUUCUCUCACGACGAUUUCACUCAAAAAGCGUAG
Messenger RNA from Trichogramma pretiosum, 1371 nucleotides. RefSeq lists its product as uncharacterized. The coding region runs from base 1 to 1371 and encodes 456 amino acids. The transcript has 2 exons. The record is from RefSeq and is a predicted model, not a curated record. Lineage: Eukaryota; Metazoa; Arthropoda; Insecta; Hymenoptera; Trichogrammatidae.